AUGGGGGGAAAAGGCGAGGAGACGCGCCGGAGGCUCGCGCUGAGCGAGGCUGUCGUCGAGCGCCUGGAGACCGCGCUCGCGGACAAGUCCAGGGCGCUGGAGGAGUCCGUCGAGAGGGAGCGCGCGCUCGAGGCGACGAUCGCGGAGCUGCGCGCGGCGCCGUCGCGCGACGAGCAGAUGACGGAGAUGCGCGAAAAGCUCGAGGCCGCGACGCGCGAGACCGAGUCGCUCCGAGCGUCCACGCUCGCGCUCGCGUCCACGCGCGCGCCGUCGGACCCGGAAGAGGACGCCGCGCUCGCCGUGCGCGUCGCGACCGCGGAGGGCUCGCUCGCGACCUCGCGCGCGCGCCUGGACGUCGCCGAGACGGCGUUGGCGGAGUGGCGAACGCACGCCGAGGCGCGGGACCCGGCGCGGGCGAUCUGGUACGACGCCGAGCCGACGCCGACGCCGUCGACGACGACGCGCGCGAAGAUCGCCUCGGACGAAUUACGCGACGCGCUCGACGCCGCGCGAAGGGUGUGCGACGCGGCGGAGCGACGGAGCGAGGCGAGUCGAGAGGCGUUGGACCGCGCGAGAGAGUUGGAGGCGUCCACGACGCGGUUGCUCGCCGCCACCUCUCGUUGA
Molecule: messenger RNA, 624 nt
Organism: Micromonas pusilla CCMP1545
Lineage: Eukaryota; Viridiplantae; Chlorophyta; Mamiellophyceae; Mamiellales; Mamiellaceae
Exons: 2
Coding region: 1-624 (207 amino acids)
Source: RefSeq, a predicted model, not a curated record